Prorocentrum cordatum is the source of this 321-nucleotide messenger RNA. Lineage: Eukaryota; Dinophyceae; Prorocentrales; Prorocentraceae. The record is from the annotation of a GenBank genome assembly.
AUGAGGGGCAGGCGGGGCAACAACCACGCGCGCAAUAAGAAAGGAGAUCUCGCGGGGCUCCUCGCCCCGCCUGGGCCACCCACCCUCGCGCCCCGCGCCGCGCGACGUGCGACGCGCGGCCAUCUUCGCAACCUCGCGCCGCCCCAGAAUCGGAGUGUCUCUCUGUAUUGCUACGUGGCACGGGGAAGCUCCAAGGCCUCGGCGACAGUUUCCUCGGCCGCCGCGCUGCUCAGCAACCGGCCGCCCGGCAGGACGGCGUCCACCCGCCAGGCUCCGGGCCCCAGUCUGCCCGCGCAGUGGUCGGCCAGCAGCUGCUCGUAG